AUGCUGGGACGAAGGUCGGAACGGAAGAAGUCCCGUGGUGGGCCACGCGGUGUUGCGAGAGGUGUGGGCAGGUAUUUUUGGGGUUUGGCGCUCCUGUCCGCCGCGUGCCUUUCUCUUGCGGCGACCCUGUGGCAGAGUGGAGGCGCCCACAGCCCAUCGUCUUUCGUGUGGGUGAACGGCACGCGGGACCUGCUUUCUGAGCUGCGGCUGGCGAGGGAGGUGGGGAAUGCCACCACCAUUAGUCGCGUCGCCGAUUCCAUGAUGGAGGUUGGCUUGGCGCUGGAGAGCACUUUGGCCGGCGCAGCGGAUAAGGCAACGGCGAUAGCCGCAGAAAAGGAUGUGCUGCAUGCAGCGGAAACGUAUCGGUUGGCAACCGAUUUUGUUCUGGAAACGCUCUCUCCCGUGCUACAGGCGAAAUCCGCGGAUGCCGUCCCGCAGAAGUACUUUGCCGAACCCAAGUUCCUUUGGCGGUGGGUGGCGGUUGCAGCCUAUGCCUUGACUACCGCAUUGCCGGAGUACUUUCUCGCUCUGGAUGACGCAGGGGCCCACGGCGAAGCCCUCGUGGCAGGAUUGCAGUUGUUGCUAAAUGCGUCGAACGCUGCUGCUUCGGCGUCGUCUCCUUUUGUGCCGAGUGCCCACACGCCCCUUGUAGAGUGCGCUCACUACGAGCGGAAUAGCCGCUGGAGGAAGUUCUGCAGCAGUGGGUUUUCGAGCCUCAACGGUUUGGAGGUUCGCCGUGCCGCGAUUCUUGAGGAACUCAUAGCGCUCCACCCCGACUACGCCCCGUUGAGACUUCACUAUGCCGUCGCUCUCUCACUGGGCCGCCAGACUGCAAAGUCAGACGUCGUUCUCGCGUUGCUGGAAAGGGAGCGUGGGAAGCUUCACACCCGAACGCAUGUCGACCCCUUGCACGGGGCAUUGCUGGGACUCUGCGAGGUCUUUAGAUCUUCGACGGGGGAAACGGAACGUGCGGAAAGGGCGGCGAGGGCUUUGGAGGGAAUGCGUCAAAUCGGCACGUGUGCUCGACUCCUGCAGCCCUUUCAUGCGGACAUGGACAGCUGGCGGCACCGCUUCCAUGGGCAAGACCGGCCAGAUGUGAUGGACAAGCGACAGGCAAGACGGCUCUUGGACGUCACGCAGAAAGUUUUGGAGGAGAAUGGCAUGUUGGAGUCCCUGCCCGCUGGACUAAGAGCGUGCGGCGAAAAAGAUUGA
Molecule: messenger RNA, 1212 nt
Organism: Trypanosoma conorhini
Lineage: Eukaryota; Euglenozoa; Kinetoplastea; Trypanosomatida; Trypanosomatidae
Exons: 1
Coding region: 1-1212 (403 amino acids)
Source: RefSeq, a predicted model, not a curated record